UACCGAGAGCAUCGAGGGUGCGGUUUAAUUUUUCUUCCCACGCUUUUCUUUUCGGUCGAGUAAACCAUACACGCUUUCGUCUGUUUUUCUUACUCUUUAUAAUCGCGCUUCCUACGAGGUGUUAACGAGUAGUAUCGACCUCUCCUCGACGAAGUUUCUCUUCGAUACGUCGAGCAGUGUACAUCGCACGAAGGUCGCCUGGCACGCGCUGCUACAAUUCCUGCUCCCGAGUAGUGGGGGGAUUCGGAUCCGUGAUAUGACCUUAGUGGGGUCCAAGGAGGAGAGCGUUCUGCCCAUCAUGCUAAGUGUGCAGCAGCAACAUCACCACCAUGGCCUUCACGCCACUUCGAGCGCGCAGACCCAUCGCGGCAACGUGAUAGUCUCCACCAACAGUAUGCCAACCAACAACAGUACUCUACAACACGGAUGCAAGCGAUCCAAGAUCUACGGUCAAGCAACUGGACCUUAUGGCACGGUACCACAUCAGCCUGCCUCGGUGGCUAGGCGAAACGCGCGUGAGCGCAACAGGGUAAAACAGGUGAACAACGGGUUCGCCACUUUGAGACAACAUAUACCACAGACAGUAGCACAAGCACUAGGAAGUAGUACUGCUGGUACUCAUGGAGGAUCCAGAGCUGGCAGUAAGAAAUUAUCUAAAGUGGAGACCUUGAGGAUGGCAGUGGAAUACAUCAGGAGUCUUCAACGUCUUCUAGAAGAACACGAUGGUGGCUCCGAGUCCAUCGGAUCUUCGCCCACUUCUUCAACAUCCUCCAACUCUGAAAAUGGAGUGAGUUCCGAUUCUAAUCAUUCGGCGGAAUUAAGACUACGAGGUAGCAUCACCGGGGAGAUCCGUCAUCACGGUAGUCCACAUGGAUCUGAUCUCCGACAUCAACACCUUAGGCAGAACCCAAGUCCAACGACUUUUGUCCCGACAACAUGCUCGGAGACGUCGAGUUCACCAACGCCAAGCUUCGUCUCCGAAACUUCGUCAGCCGGAAGUCAAGGUUACAGCACACCUGGCACUCUUUACGCGACGCAUUCUGACAGUUACGAUAAUUACGAGCCAAUGAGCCCGGAGGACGAAGAGUUGCUAGAUGUCAUCUCCUGGUGGCAACAAAGUCAGUGAGGAUGUCGAUGUCGCUGGUCUCUACAUCCUUCUGAAGCAAUGACCAAAUGCAAAGGCACGCGUGUAGGUCAAAAAUCAAAAACAAUGCAAACAAGAGAAAUAAAGGUAAACGAAGA
This is a messenger RNA of Mycetomoellerius zeteki, 1242 nucleotides long. Its product is annotated as achaete-scute complex protein T3. Gene Ontology annotation, molecular function: RNA polymerase II transcription regulatory region sequence-specific DNA binding; protein dimerization activity; DNA-binding transcription factor activity, RNA polymerase II-specific. The coding region runs from base 257 to 1126 and encodes 289 amino acids. Gene Ontology annotation, cellular component: RNA polymerase II transcription regulator complex. The transcript is spliced from 2 exons. The record is from RefSeq and is a predicted model, not a curated record. Gene Ontology annotation, biological process: positive regulation of transcription by RNA polymerase II; regulation of neurogenesis; neuron differentiation. NCBI's taxonomy places the organism in Eukaryota, Metazoa, Arthropoda, Insecta, Hymenoptera, Formicidae.